This is a messenger RNA of Caenorhabditis elegans, 612 nucleotides long. It is a transcript of the gene F53G2.2, whose product is annotated as SCP domain-containing protein. NCBI's taxonomy places the organism in Eukaryota, Metazoa, Nematoda, Chromadorea, Rhabditida, Rhabditidae. Bases 18 to 590 code for a protein of 190 amino acids. The transcript is spliced from 5 exons. The record is from RefSeq and is marked reviewed.
AGAUUUUCAAAUCAAAUAUGAUGCUCAAAACAAUUCUCCUUCUGGUUUUCGCUCAAUGUGCAUUAUCGGGAAGAUUGAGCGGUAGAACUCAGGCGGAUUGCAUUGCUUUUGCCAAUAAUAUUUUCAAACAACAGGGGUUCAAUCAUCUUUUGGUAUACGACAAGGAGCUUGAAGCCUACGCUGCUCAGACUCAAUGUGGCACCUCUUUCCUAUCAAUGGGACUUAUCGAGUUGGGUCAUGGUGGCUCGUAUUCCUCAGUGAAUCUCAGAAAAGAUCAGACAAGAAUCGCAUGUGCCAAAAAGGAUUGUGGCGGGCUGCAGUUCGCGUGUGCCGUAGAUGGUCCAAGGCAGGGAAAUACGGCUGGACUUUCAGCACCCAGAAAUCCAGCACCAGCAACCAUAAGUACAAUUGACAACAGUGAAGAAGUGGAGGAAUCUGAUGAAGAACUGCAAAAGCCACCGAAAUGGUCGCAAAAUGGAUUUCCAUUUAGGAAUUCUGAAGCUGGGACUGUGUACUGGGUGAAUACAUCGCGAGCCGCCGCCAGAACUACCGUAUUUCUAGUCGGCAUUCUCGUUUUUAUAGGGAUUUGAACUAUUUUGGGUAAUAAAUAUU